AGUUCAAAGAACCAGAGUUAAAAUGAAUAGUCAAGGACAGGUUGAUAAGUUUCGUUGCUGGAAGUGUCGAAAAUAUAUAACUAAUUCUGAUUGCUUGAUAAAGGACCAGAAUGCAGAUUUAUUUGAAGUAGAGACCCCCAGGGCUGACUGGAAACCUGAUGGAUCCGCACACUGGACAACUGGAAAAUUCAACUGCCCAUUCUGUGGGGCCCAUCCUGGGGGCUUUAACUUUGUCAAUAAUGCAAAAUGUUCCUGCAAUGAGUUUACAAAUAUCCAUCUUUGUGAAAGGCGAACUGACUUCCAGACAGCUAGUUCAAUUACAUCACCAAUAUCACAACUAAAGCACUUGUCACUUUGUACAGUUCAUUCCGAUUUUAACAAGGAAAUACAGCAGAGUGUGACAGAUGGAACUAGAAAUCAAAAACUUUCAUACAUGGCCAAAACUAAUGAUGCCAUUGGAAGAUUAAUAGAGGCACUUUGCCUGGAGGUGAGAUCAACCAACUUUGAGAUGAAUAGUAAAAAAUUACACUUCAAAGUGUCUAGUCCAAAAUCAAGUCUUUCAGCUUCACUGGCUGUGAAUGACAGAUACAGUGUAAAAACUUUUCAUAGAAAAUCACAGAGUUUGGACUUUAACUUCAGACAGCAGCUUGACUUGUUGCCUCCUUUAUAUGGAACUGCCAUGAGCAAGAGACCUGUUUCUUCCAGACAACGAGAAGCACAGCGUUUUAGUACAAAGGGCUGCUUACAAUUAAAGCCUAGCAGAACAUGUAAUUAUUUUCAGUGCCCAGUGAAAUCAAAUGCUGGUGAGCUUCCAAAGACUUUUACAGUUACUUCCUACAGUGUAUUACCACCAGAAGAGGCUAAAUUUAGUUCCAUUUUAGAAGCUUCCAAAAACUAUCUUGAGAGUGUUACUACGGAUCAGCAGCUGUUGCUGUCUUCAUCAAAGAGCACUGCAAAAGAAGAUGUUCUGCAACAGUAUGUCACACCUCUUGGUCAUCUUCAGCCCUUGACAAUUAUUGAUCAAAAGUUGAGCAGGAGAAAAAGAAACCAGGAAAACAGUUUGAGGAAGAAGCAAAGAUGGCAAGAAAGAUGGUUACAAAUGCAGAGUAUGAAAACAGAAGAGGAACAUGAAUGCAGCCUAGAUAAGGAAAGCCACCUCUGUGCAGUCUGCCUGGACGUCUACUUCAACCCUUACAUGUGCCAUCCCUGCCAUCACAUCUUUUGUGAGCCUUGCCUACGCACACUUGCCAAAGAUAAUCCAAUCAGCACUCCAUGUCCACUGUGCCGUACUGCCAUUGCCCAAGUUUUUUUCCAAUCAGAACUCAACAAUUCCACAAAAUCUCACUUUCCUAAGGAAUAUUCGAAAUUAAAAGAACAUUUUCAAGAAUCAAGUUUAGCAAAGUGGCCCCUCCCUAGUUGCAAGAAAGCAUUCAAAGUUAUUGAAGGUUUUCAGAACCCAGAUUCAUUUACACGAAGGCAUUUCCCACAUGCUGCUCACAGGAUGGAUUAUAUUGAUUUUGAGGAUGAUACCCGGGGAUGGCGAUUUGACAUGGACAUGGUGAUAAUCUACAUUUAUUCCAUCAAUUGGGUUAUAGGAUUCAUAGUGUUCUGUUUUCUCUGCUAUUUCUUCUUUCCUUUUUAG
Molecule: messenger RNA, 1642 nt
Organism: Varanus komodoensis (Komodo dragon)
Lineage: Eukaryota; Metazoa; Chordata; Lepidosauria; Squamata; Varanidae
Gene: RNF180
Product: ring finger protein 180
Exons: 6
Coding region: 23-1642 (539 amino acids)
Biological process (GO): norepinephrine metabolic process; protein polyubiquitination; positive regulation of proteasomal ubiquitin-dependent protein catabolic process
Cellular component (GO): endoplasmic reticulum membrane
Molecular function (GO): ubiquitin protein ligase activity; metal ion binding; ubiquitin conjugating enzyme binding
Source: RefSeq, a predicted model, not a curated record